Molecule: messenger RNA, 4822 nt
Organism: Melitaea cinxia (Glanville fritillary)
Lineage: Eukaryota; Metazoa; Arthropoda; Insecta; Lepidoptera; Nymphalidae
Product: zinc finger protein 91-like
Exons: 5
Coding region: 158-4822 (1554 amino acids)
Biological process (GO): regulation of transcription by RNA polymerase II
Cellular component (GO): nucleus
Molecular function (GO): DNA-binding transcription factor activity, RNA polymerase II-specific; RNA polymerase II transcription regulatory region sequence-specific DNA binding; zinc ion binding
Source: RefSeq, a predicted model, not a curated record
CGACCGAACAUCGACUUCUCAUGCUCAUCAUCAGCCGCUAUCGUACUCAAGCAAGAACGAUAUGCAGUGCUUUGUGUUGAAGUGGUCGUGGUGACAUGACGUCUGUGUUUUAAAUGUUGUAGAAAGUUUUAAUCAUUCAAAAUUUUGUUUAUUUACAAUGAGUGUGAAUUAUGAUAGUGUUUGUAGACUGUGCUUGUCAUCUCAGUGCGAAUUACUGCCGAUAUUUUCUACCACCAGUUCGGAUGACUCGGAACCUCCUGUCCUCGCAUCUAAAAUCAAAGAUUGCGUGUCCGUACAGAUAAGCGAAAAUGACGAACUGCCAACCAAUGUCUGCAGGAAAUGCAUUGACAAUGUUAACAACUGGUUUAUAUUUAAGUCAGUAUGUGAAAGGGCACAAAAUAAGUUACAGACAUUAAUUAACAAAGACAGCAGCCAACUGGAUGAGGUCAAAAUAAAAAGUGAACCUUUAUCAGAUGAAGCUUAUGAUGAUGGAGUGGUUAUUGAUGGAUCAUAUCCAGAUAGUGAGAAUGCAGGCUCAUCAGCUAGACUGCAGCCUGAAGGGCCACCUAUUUUGGCUUCACUUGGACUUACACCGAGAAGUGAUAAGGGUAUGGAGAGCGAAAAAGACGAAGAUUACGAAGGUGAAGAUGAAAUGACAGAGCAACAAACAUUUACAAAUAUGCCUAACAUGCCAGAAGUUUCUAUUACCGUUAUGCGCCCUACAGGCGAAACCCUUCAUGCUCGCCAAGGUAUUCAACAGCUUGCUUCUAAGGAUUGCUUAGUGUGUGGUCGAUCCUAUAGAUACUCACAUAAUGCUCGGCGUCAUGAACUUACAGCACACAAUUUCGAUAGAUAUACAAAUAAAACUGCAAAUAAGAAGUCACAUUCACAUAUGCAACCGAAAUUUAGACCAAAUCCUUUCAAUCCUAAAGCAAGAUUAAUGCCAAAUCCUAUAAGCCACAAAAUGCAACUUCAUUCUAAAUCAAUGCCCAAUAGAAUGAUGCCUCAAAAGAUUGUCACUCCACCAAAGCCAAUACCAAUUAAAACUAAUAAGGCUCAACAGAACAACUUACCAUAUCCGCUUCGUAUAAAGGCUCUUAAAGACUUACAAAUUAAGAAAAAAGAACCGCAGAUAUUGAAAACAUUACUUACUGCCAAACCAGAAGUCCUGGUAUCUGAACCUGAAAUAAUCAAUUCGGGGCCCGAGAGUCCAGAAACAUUAAUUUCGGAGCCAGAGAUAGCCUCUUUUCAAGUUGAAACGAUCUUGUCAGAACCAGAUGGCUAUGUAAACCAACAUGAUGACGAAAUUGAUGAAGAUAAUAACCAAGGACAGAAUUAUGAUACUGUUGAUAUGGAUUCAGAGAAUGAAAUUGAAAUAGCUCGACAACAAGCAAAUGACGAUGUCCAAGGUGAUGAACACCUUGAUGAAAACGAUACGAGAGAUAAUGGACGCGAUGAAAAUAAUAUUGAGGACGUUAAUGAGGAUAACGAGAAAGAGCAUCGCGAUGAUAAUGGUGAGAGUCAAGAUAAUAUGGACACGGAGAACAAUAUUGACGAAGAAGCAGACAAUGUCGAUAAUACUAAGGAAAAUGACGAAAAUGGGGAAAAUGAGGAACUUAACCAGGAAGACAAUGAAGAAGACGAUGAUUUACCUCCCAUGACCAUUGCACCUGUUGUUGAAAUAAACGAGGAUAUGCAAACAAAUUCUUAUAAUAGUGAUGGAAAUGAGGAAGAACUUGAUGAAACUGUUGAUCCUAAUGAUACAGUUGACGGCGAUGAAGCUGAAAAAGAUGUUGAUCCGGAUAAAAUUUACAUAACUAAAACCCAGAGAGAUUUUAUUCUCAAGUACCGCGAUAUUAUUGAACAAAUAAAUACUAAACGUUGUCUCUGUUGCCACAAAGAACACCCACGUCGAAAAGCUGUCAUUCAACAUCUACAGAAAAAUGGACAUAAAGUUCCUAAGCAUACAUGUUAUAAUUGUGUGGUAACCUUUACACACAUAGGAGCAUUGCUUAGUCAUAUGAGAUCCAAUACUUGUACUGAUCUUUGGAAAAUAAUUUAUAAAGAAAAUGGUAUCACUGAUGAUAUCGUAUUGGAAGACGAACCCAAAGACGUAAAAGUCCAAUACAAAGAUAUUCUUAAUGCUAGAUCGUACGUGUGCAAGUUGUGUCCAGCCAAAUUUCAAUUGAAGCAAUUUAUAAUGAAACACGUUCUUGAUGUACAUGAAGACGGUCAAUCUCGUUUUCCACAUUCUUGUGUGCACUGUGGCUUGCGAUUCAAGGAUAAGAGCAUAGGUAAAAGACACAUUCGUAAUGGCGAUUGUACAGUCGAAAUUUGCUGUGAAUUAUGUUCAGAAAGGUUUUUAAGUUUGCAAGAUUUUAACGAACACGCCGUAGCCAUUCAUGCUGGCAGUUUUGAUCCUGACAAUCAGAGUAAAUGUGUCGAUGGCCGACCUACAGAUUGCCCUAUAUGCGGAAAGAAGAACAGUAGCUAUCCGAAUCUAGUGAAACAUUUAAAAAUUAUACACAAUGAGGAAAAACCACAUCACUGUCAGCACUGUGAUGCUAAAUUUGAACAAACGGCCGAUCUUAAUAAACAUAUAUAUGUCGAACAUUCUGAUAGGUCAUUAGGCAUGCAAACCAUUGAACCGGAUAUAUCUCUUGUAAAAGAGGAAGCAGAAGAGUAUCAUUAUUCAUGCACUGAAUGUAAUGCUAUAUUUGAGACGGUCGAUGCUUGGACUGAUCAUCAGGUAGCUGAACACAACCAAGUUGCCCAUCACUGCGAUCAAUGUGAAAAGAAGUUUUUGCGUCCAUCAGAACUGGCUGAACAUAAAAAUACCCACUUAAGAGUUAAAUUUUACCCUUGUAACAUUUGUCCCAACUCAUAUAGUACACCGCAAAAAUUGUCGGAACAUGUACAACAAGCUCACCCUGGAGCCCCUAUGCGCACGCCUGGUGAAUCUGAAUUUUAUUGUGACAUAUGUAUACGAUCUUUCAAAAGCCGCCAGGCUUAUUCUAACCACAUGCGUAUUCACUCUAAAGUGCCUACAACUAAUAGAAAACCUGGCGAAACAAGAGGUUUCGGACCUCAAAUUAUUGGAAAACCAAUUCGUCAUUUCUCUAUGCAGCCUGGCUUUAGUCCGUACGUACCAAAUGCACCUUACUCUUGUGAUAUUUGUGGCAAAGGAUUUAUGCACAAGAAAAACAUAUGGAAACAUAAAAAGGUUCUCCACGCAGAUCUUCUUAAUGACAGGAACGAUAGUGAAGAAAACACUAUGCAAGCUUCCACAGAAGAAGAUGAAUACAAUGUAGAUGAAAACGGCGCAAUUUUAUCGACUCCCCAAUUUAAUAGUUUUAAUUUUACAAAUCUUACUAAUAAUAUGCAACAGACAUCACAAGACGCCUUGCCGUAUUCUUGUGAAAUAUGUUACAAAAGAUUCCCGCUAAGGACUAGUCUAUGGAAGCACAAACGCGCUAAACAUGGUAUUAUUAAUACAGCCUCUGAAACACAAACACAGUCUUCGGGUGAAGGUAGAUCGAGCUGUACUAUUUGUAAAAUAACUUUUUCAGACAAAAAGUCGUAUUAUAGGCACAGAAAAACGAUCCAUAAAUCUACAGUUCAAAUGUGUAAAAUAUGCGGAAAACCUCUUAAUUCAACUUUAGAGCUUUAUGAACAUCUUAAAGCGGCUCAUGCACGAGAGUUGUUGGGAUACAAUGCUAAUCAAGGAUCUAGUAAAUCUCAAGACAUGGGUCAAGAGAUGGAUGUAGAGUAUGAUGGAGACCAAGAUUCAGCUGAUCCCACCCAAGACUACCAAGCCCGUUAUCCAUGCGACACCUGUGGCAAGCAAUUUGUCGGAUUAUUGGCUCUUCAAAAUCACCAAUGUAUCAACCAGCUACAAAGCCAACCUCAGACAUUUGAUUGUGAAAUUUGUCAUAAGAGUUAUACUUCUAUUGCUGCAUUGAAGAGCCAUCGGGGUUGGCACUUGCGUUCUCCCGACGGUAAAGCCGCAGCCAAUAACACUGGCCUUUGGAUGCCUCAGAACAAAGUAACCAGUAAAGUGAGCAAACAUGAAGUAGUAGAGACAGUCCCUAGGGCACAGACAUCGACACCGGCGUCUAUAGCUAAACGGAGACUACCUCCGGAGGUAGAAGUGACAGUCGUAAAUCCUAAUAAAAAACUUCGGUCGGACGACUCAGUCGAAAUGGACCACCAGAACAAUUUAUCAGGUGGAGCCGAGGACAGGUAUUGCAACAUUUGUGACAAAGAGUUCACAAAGCGAGCGGCUUACCAACGUCACAUGGACGAAGUUCACCAACCGAAUUCCGUCUUUUGUCCCGUCUGCGACAAGAGCUUUACGAGGAAAUCAACUCUGAUCGUGCACAUGAAGAAGCACUACGAAGGUGGGGAAGGGAGUUCCGCGCAAAUGGAUGACGACUUGCAUACUUGUGACGUAUGUGGGGCCCAAUUCGAAAGCUCGAAGGCUCUGAAUUCCCAUCGGACUAUGCAUCAUGGAGAUGAAUCAGCGGAGUCCGAGGACGAUGGGGGAGCCCCCGCGGCGCCGCCUGGAGAGUUUACAUGCGGUCAGUGUGGUGACGGUGUGGCCACCCCGAGGGACCUCAUAGCCCACCGAUCAAUGCACGCCACCCCCACAAAAUUCUUCUGUAACAUUUGCAAGGUUUACUUCGCUCGAGCUCUCGACUUAUCGUCUCACACGCGAGCCAGGCACUCUGAUAACGAGAAAGUAUUCUUCCCCUGUGCUAUGUGCGACCGAUUCUAUAUGAAUAAGAAGAGUCUGCAACGGCACAUCGAGAUGGCGCACUGA